Messenger RNA from Arabidopsis arenosa, 1266 nucleotides. The record is from the annotation of a GenBank genome assembly. NCBI's taxonomy places the organism in Eukaryota, Viridiplantae, Streptophyta, Magnoliopsida, Brassicales, Brassicaceae.
ACGCAAUAAAAAAUCUCCUGUCCAGGAGAUCGCCGUUCAUUCGAUUCGCCGGAGCCCUAACGUCACCGGAGCUGAAUGACACUUUACAUAGUCGGAUCAUGGCGUUGGGACGGGAACGAAAGAAGGUUACUCCUCCGCUGGACGAAUGGCUGAAACAAGGGAAAGAAAUAAACCCUACGGAUCUAAGAGGCCUCAUCAAUGCUCUCUGCGAGUCUCAGAGAUUCAAUCACGCCCUCCAGGUCUCCGAGUGGAUAAGUAAAAGAGGUAUUUUCGAUCUAAGCACUGAAGAUUUAGCAUCUCGGCUUUAUCUUGUUGAGAUCAGUUCAGGGUUGAAAGAAGCAGAGAAGUUCUUCAAAAUCAUUCCUGAAAACAUGAGAGACGACUCAGUCUACAUCAGUCUCUUAAGGUUGUACACAAAAUCCAAGAAAACACGGCACGAAGCGGAAGCCACUUACCAGACGAUGAGAGAGCAAAACAUGCUUUUGAAACCUUAUCCUUACUACAGCAUGAUUUGUCUCUAUGCUCUUCUUGGAGAAAAAAACAUGAUCGACGAGAUUCUGAGGCAGAUGAAGGAGAAUGGAGUAGAACAUGACAAGAAUCUCACGGCCAAUAACGUUUUGAAGGCUUAUGCGAGUGUACCCGAUGUGGAGGCAAUGGAAAAGUUUCUAGUGGGGUUAGAAGACGAAGACCCGCCAUUCCAGUUGGCGUGGAAAACGGGAAUAAGCAUCGCAAAGGCUUAUUUAAAAGAUGGUUCAAGUAAAAAAGCGGUAGUGAUGUUGCGUAGAACAGAACUUGUAGUUGAUACAAAGUCGAAAGACUCAGCGAACAAGGUUUUGAUGAAGAUGUAUGGGGAUGCUGGAGCAAAACUAGAUGAGUCUCGCCUUUAUAGGUUCAUCUAUCUGAAUAGUAAAAAGGGUAAGAGAAUGAGAGCAUAUCAAAGCAAAGAAAGCGAUGGAGGGGUCUCUUACUACCGGGACUCUUACUACCCGAUAUUUUUAUGUGGUGGUGGCUGUGGCGGUGGAUGUGGUGGUGGUGAUGGUGAUGGUGACGGUGAUAGUGGUGUUGGUGAUGUUGGUGGUGGUGAUAGUGGUUGUGAUGGUAAUGUUGGUGGUGGUGAUGUUGGUGGUGAUGAUAGUGGUGGUGGUGGUUGUGGCGGUGGCGGUUGUGGCGGUGGAGGUUGUGGCGGUGGGGAUUGAGAACAAAACCAAGUAGAGAGUGGGUUGGUCAGUCAGAUUUUCUUUAAAAUAAUGAAGUAGUUAUUAGUUU